Molecule: messenger RNA, 1181 nt
Organism: Brassica napus (rape)
Lineage: Eukaryota; Viridiplantae; Streptophyta; Magnoliopsida; Brassicales; Brassicaceae
Exons: 4
Coding region: 408-1040 (210 amino acids)
Source: RefSeq, a predicted model, not a curated record
UAUUUAAUUUUAAACCAAGGGUAUUAAGGAUAUUUUAUCCUUUAACGAAUGUCAUUUUUGUGACUUUCUCCUUCUAGUGCUAUUUUUGAGACAUAAACUUCAAAAUGUGCUAUUAUUGACAAUUGCCCAAGAAAUUCUUAAAUAUAUUAAUCCGCACAACUAGUAAUCAUAUAAAAUAUUUUCGAUGAUGCCUAUCCAAGGCCCAACGUCGGGUUGACUGCUUUUUUUUUCCUGAACCAACAAGAACAAGGUUUGAUCUAUUUUUACUAUAUAAAUACCAGCUUAGAACGAAAACUUUAGCAAUAUUGACAAUAUAGCAAACAAGAGAAGUAGAUAUUGAGCAAAAACCCUAAAUAACCAAACUAAGAAACUCUCUUAAUUUCUUUCCAAAGUUUUCUCUCGUCCGAAUGACAACGGAGACUGAGAGUUCGCACUUGACACAGUCGUCGUCGUCAUCAUCAUCAUCAUCAUCUUUACCUCCUCCGCAAACUCAAAAUCCAGUCGAUCAUCUGAAAUCCAACGAUUCAUCAACACAAGGUCUUCAAAACGAGGGAAUGAAUGAUAAAGGAUUUCAGAUUUCGCUUUCUGAUGACUUUUACAGUUGCGUUGUUUUCAACAUAACUAAACUUAAGAAAAUACUACUCAGCUGCUUUAACCUAUACGAACCCGAUAAUAUAGCAAGAGAAGCCAACGAAGAGCUGAGCAAACCACAAGCCACGAUAGAGCCUAACCAUGUUUACCAAUCUAUCCCUUGUGGUGAACAAAUUCAAAGUUUAUCUUCCACUUUUCCGCCUCAGCAGACUGAUGGAGGAUUCGAGGCAUUGAGUAAGAACUUCAAGCAGUGCGAGAUAUGGAAUGGUCCUCAAGGAAACAACAAUCAAGAAGAUCAAAUUGUUAAUACUAUUGAAGGAUCUGCUUACGUGAUCCCCCGCAAGCCCUUUGAUCCUAUCGGAAGACCUUUCAAUCCGUUUGGCCCUAUCGAGCGACCCAUCCCACGUUUGCCCUCUAGUUCUGAACUAGCAGAUUUGGGAUUUGCGUAAAAUACAAGUUUCAAGAACAUAUCACUGACAAGUUCAUGUGUUUUCUUUCUCUCAUGACCUUAUAUUUUGUUUCUAGGGUUUUCUACAGAAUGCUGUUUCUAUUUUUGCCAUCUAUAGAAAAUACUAAAAAUUAUUCAAGAA